AGUGGAGGCGAAACAUCCUAAAGAAGUCAAACUCUUGUUGUCAGUUAGACAGUGUCAACAUGUUCAUUUACCUUUUGACACUUGAAGAAGCAGCGUCCCUGCAGUGAUGGUGAUGAUGAUGAAGGUGAUGAUGAAGGUGAUGGCGGCAGUCACGGUCCAUGAUGGCUAAACUGAAAACUUGAGGAGCAACAAACUUUUUUUUUUUUUUUUUUUAAUAACGAGGAGUCCUCUCCCAGACUUUCUCUGCCUAACCUGAAGUAGCAGCACCAUGGCGCACACCGCUUCUGUCUCCGUGUGGGCAUUUGCUUUUAGCUUGUGCUUCGGUGUGAGCAAGUGUUACUUUUCUAUUCCUCUUAAAAUCUACCCAGGGAGAUACAACUUCUCCUCCGACUUGGAUGUGACUUCACUUGGUCCCGGAGCUUUAACCUCGGAUGGAAACAGCCUCUCUCUGGCCUCUGACCCCACUGGUAAAGUCAACUUUCUGGACAUGGUGAACAAUUUGGAGGGAGACUCUGGAAGGGGCUACUACAUAGAAAUGUCAAUUGGCACUCCUGGCCAAAAGCUGAACAUCCUGGUGGAUACAGGCAGCAGCAACUUUGCCGUGGCUGCCGCUCCACACCCAUAUAUUACUCACUACUUCGACACUGCACUUUCCAGUACCUACGAGUCAUCUCGCCGCACUGUGGGUGUCAGGUACACUCAGGGAAACUGGGAAGGUGAACUGGGUAUCGACCGUGUCACCAUCCCCAUGGGCCCCAACGGGACCGUCAUCAUCAACAUAGCGGCCAUCCUGUCGUCUGACGGCUUCUUCCUCCCUGGGGUGAACUGGCAGGGCAUCCUGGGACUGGCCUAUCCCAUGCUGGCACGGCCGGACUCGUCUGUGGAGCCCUUCUUCAACUCGGUGGUGAAGCAGCUGGGAAUUCCUGAUAUCUUCUCCCUCCAGAUGUGCGGUGCUGGACUGUCAGCCAGCAGCACGGCGGACCCUGCGGGAGGCAGUCUUAUCAUGGGAGGGGCUGAACCAACUCUGUAUCAGGGGUCAGUCUGGUACACCCCUAUAUUAGAGGAAUGGUACUACCAAGUGGAGGUUUUGAAGCUGGAGGUCGGCAACCAGAAUCUGGACCUGGACUGCAGAGAGUAUAACAUGGAUAAAGCUAUAGUCGACAGUGGGACAACACUGCUGCGACUUCCUGUCAACGUGUUCAACGCGGUGGUAGGAGCCAUCACACGCAGUUCACUGAUCCAGGACUUUUCCUCAGGGUUCUGGGAUGGCACCAAGCUCGCAUGCUGGAUGAAGGGAGAGACCCCUUGGAGGUUUUUCCCCAAGCUGUCCAUCUAUCUAAGAGCCACGAACACCAGCCAGUCCUUCCGCAUCACCAUCCUUCCUCAGCUGUACAUCCAGCCAAUCACAGAUGUGGACGGUACACUGGACUGCUUCCGUUUCGGAGUGUCUUCAUCUGCUAACGGCCUGGUGAUCGGGGCUACCGUUAUGGAAGGUUUCUACGUGGUGUUUGAUCGUGCUCAGAGGAGACUGGGCUUCGCACUCAGCAACUGUGCAGUGAGUAAUGGAGUGGCUCUGUCAGAGAUCGCCGGACCCUUCUCAGCAGCAGACGUGGCGGCCGACUGCUCCAGCGGGGUGCUGAAGGAGCCUCUACUGUGGGUGAUUUCCUACGCUUUGAUGGCGGUCUGUGCCGUGAUCCUCAUCAUCCUGCUUCUCCUGCUGGUCCUGCCCUGCCGACACAGAGACCGCUCCGGGGAGAUAACUGACGAGUCCUCACUGGUCCGCCACCGCAUCAAGUGACUGAGAGGAAUGGGACGGGCAAACAGGGUGAACGGAGCGGGGACCAGUGAGCAGAGCCCGUCCACAGCAGUGGAGAAAAGGGUUAAACCUGGACCACACCAACCAUCAACACUCAGAUCUGAGUGUCUGACAGACUCUAGACUGCACCCAUCAGCUUGGCCCAAGGAGGUAGAUACGGACAGAUCAACUGCCUCUUAAAGGGAAAAUCCACCCUAAAAAAAACAAACUGAACCAAACUGACACACUUUGUUAUCGAAGACCUUGUGACGCACACUAACCAUCACACAGCAGUGAUGUGUAAUAGUAAUAUCAAAAGGUGGAGUUCCCUCCUUACAGACAAUCACAGAACAGCAGGUGAGGAGGACAUUAGCAGUACAUGCACUAUUAUUCUUUAAUAAUUUAAAAGUUACAGUUUUGAUAUCCAGGCAAAUUGUGUAUAAAUAAUUUCUAAGGGCUCAAAACCUCUUUAAAAAGUGCCUUUACUGUUGAUCAUCUGCCACCAACAGAUCUCUUAGCUUCUUUCAAGAUCUAAAUGCCAACUCUGUGAUCAAUGAAGGAAUGCCUUAUUAUAUUUAAAGUCUGCAAUUGUAGUAAAGUUUGUGCCUGUGUAUAUUGAGUUUAAGGGGAAAAGCUGCUGAAACAAUCACAGUUAAUAAGAAUAUUCGGGGUUACACACAUGUUUACAGUGCCUAUAGUGCCUUUAAGUCUCGGCUCACUACAAACACAUCUUGAUAUACAAUAUCAGCGCUAUGAGGCUGACUCUGCUGAAUUGCACUGUCUCUAAAACUGAUCAAAAGUGUAAUAUAAAAGGUAAAGAUGAAUAAUUCACAUUCUGUAAAAUAAUAGUUAUGCAAUUUGUUGUAUUAUUGUGAUUUCACUAAUUCUGUUUUUGUCCAACUUUUGAAUGAAUGUGAUUGUAUUAUUAUUCCAAGUAUUUGCUUUAUAGAUGCAGUUAUGACACUCGUUUUGCUAGGGUACAUAUUUAUACUGCACAUUUUAUACAAAUCAAACACUGAAGUAGAAGCCAAAGGAUUUUGAACUACAUGCAUCAUCUGGGUACAUGUGGGCUACAGUUAGCUUUUUAGCAAAGCUGAUUGACCUAAAACGCCAUUUUACUGUCUCUUUGACAUGAGUGACAGCUUUAUAUGUAAAAGUCAAUGAUACAGUAUGUGAAUCAUGGUCCUCUGCUGAGGCUGUGCUGCACAAUCUGAAGGAGAAAUAUGUGCUGUUUGAUUCUGUUAAUGAGUGACACAUCUCAAACUGCACUAAUAUCUCAGCCUGCCAACAUUUGAAGGUGUCAAAUUGAAGGUACACUUGAAUCUUUGAAUGUUCACUUAUUUAUAAGUGUAUUUUUCUGUUCCAAAAUUGUACUUGUGCUGUAAAUAAAAUAAUGUGACCAAAUAAAAGAUAUAAAUCAGAAUAGUGA
This is a messenger RNA of Scomber japonicus (chub mackerel), 3224 nucleotides long. RefSeq names its product beta-secretase 2 (gene bace2). Lineage: Eukaryota; Metazoa; Chordata; Actinopteri; Scombriformes; Scombridae. The transcript has 9 exons. Gene Ontology annotation, biological process: membrane protein ectodomain proteolysis; amyloid-beta metabolic process. Gene Ontology annotation, cellular component: membrane; endosome; trans-Golgi network. Gene Ontology annotation, molecular function: aspartic-type endopeptidase activity. The coding region runs from base 269 to 1798 and encodes 509 amino acids. The record is from RefSeq and is a predicted model, not a curated record.